CGGGCGGGGAAGGCGCCCGGCGGAGCCAGGUUUCGUCUGGGGUCAGCCCUCGGGCUCGGCGCUGCCUCCCCACACAGCUCCGGGUGUGUGCUGGGAAGCGCCGUGCCCCAGGGGCGCUCGCCGGUCCUGCCGGAGGUAUUCCUGCACGGAAAGCUGGGAGCGCGGCUCUGAGGCGGGAAGGGUCGCUUAUCGCUUGUUUUCGAUGGGAGAGGUGGAGCGUGUGAGCCAGGAAAGGAGCCGGUGCAAAGAUGCUGAGCUUUUUCCGCCGCACGCUGGGACGCCGGUCCAUGCGUAAGCAUGCGGAGAAGGAAAGGCUGAGAGAGGCCCAAAGGGCUGCAACCCACAUCCCUGCAGCUGGGGACGCCAAAUCCAUCAUCACCUGCCGAGUGGCGCUGCUGGACGGGACAGAUGUCAGCGUGGACUUACCGAAAAAAGCCAAAGGCCAGCUCCUGUUUGAGCAAAUCAUGUAUCAUCUGGACCUUAUCGAAAGCGACUACUUUGGAUUAAGGUUCAUGGAUUCAGCACAAGUGGCACAUUGGCUGGACAACACCAAAAGCAUUAAAAAGCAAGUUAAAAUUGGCCCCCCAUAUUGUCUGCAUUUUCGUGUAAAGUUCUACUCAUCAGAGCCCAACAAUCUACGUGAAGAGCUAACAAGGUAUUUAUUUGUUCUGCAGCUGAAACUGGAUAUUCUUACUGGAAAAUUGGAAUGUCCUUUUGACACUGCUGUCCAGCUGGCAGCUUAUAACAUGCAAGCUGAACUUGGAGACUAUGAUCCUGCUGAACACGUCCCUGAGCUGGUGUCUGAGUUCAGGUUUGUUCCCACUCAGACUGAAGAGAUGGAAUUAGCUGUUUUUGAGAAAUGGAAGGAAUGCAGGGGCCAAACACCAGCACAGGCUGAGACUAACUACUUAAACAAAGCUAAGUGGCUGGAAAUGUAUGGUGUAGACAUGCACAUAGUCAAGGCAAGAGAUGGCAAUGAUUACAGCCUGGGACUAACACCUACAGGAGUUCUUGUCUUUGAAGGAGACACAAAGAUUGGUUUGUUUUUCUGGCCAAAGAUAACAAGGCUUGACUUCAAGAAGAACAAGCUCACUCUGGUUGUUGUUGAAGAUGAUGAACAGGGAAAGGAGCAGGAGCACACUUUUGUCUUUAGACUGGAUCAUCCCAAAGCCUGCAAACACUUGUGGAAGUGUGCAGUGGAGCACCACGCCUUCUUCCGGCUCCGGGGCCCUGUCCAGAAAAGCUCCAGUCGGUCUGGCUUCAUCCGCUUGGGCUCUCGCUUCCGAUACAGUGGAAAGACAGAAUAUCAAACCACAAAGACCAACAAAGCCAGGAGAUCAGCAUCCUUUGAAAGAAGGCCCAGCAAGAGAUACUCAAGACGAACCCUCCAAAUGAAAGCAUACACUGCUAAACUGGAAGAAACAAGUGCUGCAAACAAUGCUGUUAUCAGCCAAACUAAUGGAUCACAAAACUGGAAUGCAAAACCAAACCUGCCUGUCCUAACAGCAGUUCCUUCUGCACCAGUCUUAGUGGAAAUAGAAAACCUCCCAAGGAGCCCAGGAGCCAGCCAGCCAGAUAAGAAGUGCAUACCUCUUGUUGAUUUGCUAGACAGCACAGACUUGCCAGAAACUUGUGUGGAUGAAGCCCUGGGCCGUCCAGUUGUUAGCUUGGCAGCAGGAGAUUCAGAAGAGGCUGUUAGUUGCCCCCCUCCUGGCACAAAGGAAACUGUUGCAGACAAGGCAGACUCUGAUCCAUUUGAAGACACAUUCCUAAAACUGAAACAGCUGGAGACAGAGCACAGCAGCCCUGUGCCAUCUGAGCGUCCCAACGUAAACAUAAACGUCCAGGAUGAAGUGGUGAAGUUGACAGAUAAAUGUCUUAACAAUGCAAUCGAGAGCCCAAUCGUAGCACCAAAGUGGCUUCCAGCAGAUCUCAAAAGCAAUAUCCUGAAGGCCCAGGCAGAAGCAGGGCACAAGGUUGGAAAAGAUGACAGCAUGACAGGUGUCAAGAAUUCCAAUAUUCAGGAGGCUGCUGCCAGGAACCUUAUCCUGUCAGGCAAAUCGCAGAGCAGCCCCCCAGCAGCCAGUCCAGUAUUUCAAGAUCCAAGAGAGCUGCUGAGAGCAAUCCCUGCUUCAAACACCUUUGUUCCUAAUACUUUGAAUGAGGACAAUGCUGACUCUAACCAUGAGGACCUGCUAAUUCCAGCUAAUCUGGCUCCAACUGAGGAGGCUGCUGUUUCAAAGGUAUCACCACCUGCCAGCCUGGAAGGUUUCUGUCACAUUCUGAGCUCCCGAUGCCUCCAGAGCACUCCAGAUGACCAGGACGUUUCGUUAACAUCACUGACAGAGAAUCUAAUUGACUUUACAGAAGCCACGCCUCGGGUGUCUUCUCAGCCCAUUGUAACACCGAGGUGGAUAGUGCCAACUGGACUGAUUUCCAACGGGCCUUUGGGAAAUAAUGUUGCCUUAUCUUUGAAGGCAGUGAAAGGCAGCACAGAGACCCUGAUGUCCUCAGGGCUGACACCAUCCCAGCAGGCACCUGAAGUGAGCCCAGUUACUGAGGAUGCUACAAUAAGAACAAAAUGUUUACUCACCACUGAACUCUAGAAGAACAAGUCUCUGAAACUCACCUUGUAAAAACUCACAUCUUCUAACAUAUCUCUAUGGGAUCCUUCCAAAAGACUUGCUUGGGAUCAAACUCAUGCUGAAUGGGAGCCAGACAGGUUUGCCAGGAUCCAGGAAGAGACUUCUGCAUUUUUCACAAUCUAACUGGAACUGCAGCCUGAACUGGGAUGUAAAACCACAUGCACAUUUGAUCUUCUCCUUCGGGAGAAGUGAAAUGUCACACCGGAGCUAGUUCUGAACUGUGGAAAAGAAAGCAGCUGUGUUCUGCUCUUGCUGGGUUGAUUGUUCCUUACCCUGAGCUGGCUCUGGUGCUGGAAGGUAUCGCAGAGCUGUGGGCUGUAAGCUGGCUGCAGAAUAAUGAACGUCGCAGGGAUGAGGAGAACUCACAGGGCCACCUCGUGGCCGUGCCCUGCACAGGGCUCUCUGUGGUGGUCACUGUCCCCCCCGUACAGCCAAGGACAUUUUCUUCUCUGUGAUUAUUCUCUCUGGUUUUCCUUCGUUGUACCAACAAACACUCUCCUUUUUGGCCUUAACCCCCUUAAUAAUCCUUCCACACCCUGUUACAGUACCUGGAAAGCAUGAAAAUCUAAUCCAUCAGUGAUCAGCUAUGUAGACUGGAUUUGAGCUGCUGCUCACUGCAACCAGGAAAAUGCAAAUUACCUGCCAAACUGCUUGUAGCAUUAGCAGAAUACUUAUACUGAUAAUUUAAUUUCCUACAUGAUUCAAAUACAUGCAUUUUAGACUAGAGAUCUGUAUGUUUUAAGAGCCAAAGCAGUGAAGGUGUGAGUGCAACUUGCUUAAGGAAUUGCUUAUUGUUUAGUAUUGUUGUCUUCUAGGACUAGAAAGGAAAAGAAUUGUCUUGUUUCUCUUCA
This is a messenger RNA of Serinus canaria (Common canary), 3496 nucleotides long. RefSeq names its product erythrocyte membrane protein band 4.1 like 5 (gene EPB41L5). Gene Ontology annotation, cellular component: cytoskeleton. Bases 249 to 2606 code for a protein of 785 amino acids. The transcript is spliced from 26 exons. NCBI's taxonomy places the organism in Eukaryota, Metazoa, Chordata, Aves, Passeriformes, Fringillidae. Gene Ontology annotation, molecular function: cytoskeletal protein binding. The record is from RefSeq and is a predicted model, not a curated record.